AUGGCUUCCAUGGAGCCUUCCGAGGACGAGAUCGGCCAGGUCAUAGACUUUGCUGGUCUGGACCCCGUCGACGAUCGCUUCAUGGUUGCACAAGCUCUCAAGCACAAUAAUAGAAACGCCGAGACCGUUCUGACCCAGUUCUUCGAUAACCCUGACAAUUUUCGACAAAAGUACCAGACUGCUUGGGACGAGUCUAUGUUCGCAGCUGAUAGAGAUGGCACCGACAACAGCGCUGGCAUUUCCUUCCACAUCGAAUCCUCAGACCACGACGUCAUUCAGGGAGUAACUCCCCCACCAGACUCCUACGCACUCGGCGCUCCUUCGAGACCUCCUUCACGAUCGAAUAACCGGUCACCUUUGGGUAGGAUGGUGGAAUUGACUGCGGCACAAGUGCCCGGUACUACUCUUGCUCAUAACGCCGACAACGCGCUGACCAGGACGGCAGGUGUUCCGAAUAGCCAUGCCCAGGAAGAAGAUGAUGUGCAACGAGCGCUCCGCGAGUCGGCUCAAGAGGCUGGAAUCACACUACCCCAGGAUGAGACGGGUGUCACAGAACCUUCGGCCUCUUUACCAUAUUUUGGACCCGCAGUCCGAAGUGACUAUGAUCAGAACAGCUGGGCCAUGGUUCCUGUUGGGCCCGCCAAGGAGAGCUCGCCCAGCGACCCUCCGCCUUCAAAGAGAAAAAGGGCCCCGGGUGCCCCUGCUUUUCUCGUCUUGAGCAAUUUCGAUUCAGGUGGCCACAAAUUAGGCGGGCUUCUUACGAUCCUGCACGAAAUUCCCAUCGCUCGGAACGUGCUCCUCGGACUGGGCACGCAUACCUCGUCCUAUGGCCAUCGUAACGAUUGGUGGAAAGGACAAGAGAUCCUAUCCCCCGAGGUUCAAGCCAAGAUGCUCGAGGAACUACGCUGGGAACACCGGAGCCACAAUGAGACGGCCUUCGACGAGGAAGUCCACCGUCUUAUAGCCUUUCUGGAUGACACGGAACGUGCUUAUGGCUCAGCUUCAGUUCUCACAGAGCUUUUCCCUGAAGUUGAUAGAGGCAUUGAAAGGAAGUUCUAUGACCUGAUUGAUAGCCGACAUGGAGACCAGACCCAAGCUAUAAUGCAACUUGCAGUCCUCGGCAAAUUCCAUGAAGACGGCGACUCAGAUUUGGAUGAGGUCAAGUUUGGCUUGCUCGACAUUGAUCUUUCACAGAAUGAAGACGGUUGCACCAAGACUCUGUAUGAGGCCCUCGAUCAUAUAAUGUGGAGCGAUGCUCUGGGUUAUGAUGGCAUCCAUGCAGGGUCCAAGAUGGCCUUUUUCAAGGAGACGGGAGAGGUUUUGGCCCUUAACAUUGGUGGCGACGGACCCGGCGACUCCAUCGAGAUACCCCAAGAGCUAUACCUGGAGAGGUAUCUGCCGACUCGAAAGGAUGAGGCGAAGCGCAUUCAACGAGCCUGGCGACAGACGAAGCGAGAAGUGAGGAGAAUCGAAACACAGAAAGAGCAGAUUUAUCGGCUGUGGGACGAUUGGGACCACGGAAAAUACGACGACAAGCGAGUGCUGCUAAAGAAGGCGACAGAGCAGUGGGAAGAGUAUCGCAGCUACCUGGAGGGUCUGGCGCGUUUCCAAGCGAUGGAGAAUUCGGGCUUGCAGACGGACAAAUACCCUGAUUAUCGAGCUGCUCCAUGCCAGCUGGAUGGCGACGCGCAAAAGCAGCAUGAGAAGGUUGCCCAAGUGAUUGAGUAUUCGGAGCAACUUCUUGCGAACCUUGAAAUAAGGAUGAAGGGUCUUGACGCAGAAUUGGAGCAAAUCGUGGGCAAACAAAGAGCCCUAGGCAGGCUUUUGACUGUGCCAGACAAGCCAGGUCGCCCAAAGCCCAUGACUUGCAAGAAGUAUCUCCUUCGUGGUGUGGCUACAACGUCCAACAUUGUCUAUGUUUGCCGACGGGGAGAGGCAGAUCUCAUAGAGUUGGACGAUGAAGCCAAGAAGCCAUCGGAUCAGUGGUGGAGGAUGGCAUACACUCCUGGAGAGGAACAGCCAGUCAAGGUGGAGAAAAUCGAGAUCGAGCGAGUGUUCCGUGACAUGUGGCAGGAGACCAAGACCCCCCUGCUGGUCUAUGCAACAGAUGAAGCCCUCGACACGCCAAAGAGUCCCCUUCCAAGCCAGCUGGAACGGUUCGUCAAAGCGGAGAAUAAGACCUUUCACCAGGAACUGAAUCAAGAGCGGAACGAGACGAGUGAGACGAAGCGAGCGACAUUUGUGGACCCUAUUUCACCAUCUAAGAGAAAGCACCGAUCCGACAGUGUAUGUUCUAUGGACAGCAACCGAGCUUCGCUGGGUAGCGACGACAGGAACGGCUUCGACAACCCAUUCGAAGACCAGGACGACGCUAUCGGCACUGAAAUGACCGAAUUUGGAAACCCACCUGACCAUGCCCACAGCUUUGACGCAUCCCAAGACACUCUUCCUGCACUGAUCCCCCAACCUGCAUCAGCUCUGGAGCUCCUUACAGAGGCAGCAUCAGCCACAAUGACGCCAAGUACGGUAGGGGCCGACCGGGUGGAAAGCUCGCCGGCGAAGAGUCCACCGGUGGUGACGGAAGAGUCUCGUGCUCCGGAGAUGCAGGAACGGGCACGACCCCCGGCUUUCAUGACCCUACCGGCUAAUUCUUCGGCGCCAACAACCAAGAAGGAAAACGGCGACCUCAUGGAUAUGGAAAUCCCGGAACACUAA
This is a messenger RNA of Fusarium keratoplasticum, 2715 nucleotides long. RefSeq lists its product as uncharacterized. Lineage: Eukaryota; Fungi; Ascomycota; Sordariomycetes; Hypocreales; Nectriaceae. Gene Ontology annotation, biological process: protein deubiquitination. Bases 1 to 2715 code for a protein of 904 amino acids. The record is from RefSeq and is a predicted model, not a curated record. Gene Ontology annotation, cellular component: cytosol; nucleus. The transcript is spliced from 6 exons.